Molecule: messenger RNA, 4538 nt
Organism: Haplochromis burtoni (Burton's mouthbrooder)
Lineage: Eukaryota; Metazoa; Chordata; Actinopteri; Cichliformes; Cichlidae
Gene: otud4
Product: OTU deubiquitinase 4
Biological process (GO): negative regulation of interleukin-1-mediated signaling pathway; negative regulation of toll-like receptor signaling pathway; regulation of protein K48-linked deubiquitination
Molecular function (GO): K63-linked deubiquitinase activity; cysteine-type deubiquitinase activity
Source: RefSeq, a predicted model, not a curated record
CGUGUUGUUAGCUGUUAGCCUGCGUGCUAACCGUGAGAGCUAAAGUUGACUUUCACUUUCUGAAGCUGGGAUUCUGUCAGCGGGAUGAACCGGGCUUCCAGGAAAACGAAACUGGACGCUGUCACCGCUGACGCUAACUCAUUUUAGUUCGUAGAUGUCGUUAUGUAACUCUUUUUGGUGGCGAUAUUGACAACUUUUAGCGCAAAGUUUCGCCCCGCUUGACGUCCAAAACACGCAGGUAUCUUUAGCGGCUAGCACCCUGCUAGCAUGGACGGCGGCGGAAGCAUGCAGAGUAUUGACGAGAGGGGUGCCGAGAAAUUAAUGGAUGACUACUUGAAAUCGAUCGGUUUGCAUCGGAAGAAGAUAGCCAAAGACGGGUCCUGUUUGUUUCGGGCUGUCGCCGAGCAGGUGCUGCAUUGCCAAAGCCUUCAUACUAAAGUCAGGGCGAAGUGUGUGGAGUUUCUGAAGCAGAACAGAGACACCUAUGAGGCGUUUAUUGAAGGUGACUUUGAGGAUUACCUGUGCAAGCUUCAGGAUCCACAGCAAUGGGUGGGAGAGGUGGAGAUCAACGCGCUGGCCGCCAUGUACAAGAGGGAUUUUCUGAUCUUCCAGGAGCCCGGCAAGCCAGCCGUCAACAUCACAGGCAACAACUUCAAGGACAAGGUGCAGCUGUGCUUCCUGAACGGGAAUCACUAUGACAGUGUUUAUCCCAUCAGCUGGAUCAAGAACACCGCACUCUGCCAGUCCGUCCUGUACGAGCUGCUGUACGAAGGCGUGUUUAAGGUGGACCGCAGCUAUUUGGGUUCCUGUCAGCGCAUCGGCCGACCCGCCGACCUCCUGAGCGACGACUGCAUGCCCGCCUGCCCCAGCAGCGACGACUCCGACCUGGAUGUAGACGAGGCGCUGUGGGUGGAAAAUGGAACCAGCCCUACCUCCACGAAGCACAACCAAAGCUACAGGGGCCGUGGGCGUCGGCUGCCUCAGAGGGUGAGGCGAUCUUUGAACCCGACAUUGCUCAGAAAUGUGGAGUACGAUGUCUGGCACAAGCUGCCAGAGACUAGCACACGGCCACACGUUUUAUUUUCUUUUUUUCUUUUAGCCCAACAGAAGCUGGAUUACUGCAUCGCUGCUGGGAUGCAGUUCACUGUAGGAGACCGCUGCCAGGUUCGUCUCGAGGGAACCAAUCGGCUCUACAGCGCCGUCAUCAAGGAGGUGCCGGCCAAUAACCAGCCAGUGACCGUUUACAUAGAAGAUCUGGGCAGGAAGCAGGUGGUGCCUUUGUGGAGUGUCCGCCCUCCCAGUGAUGACAGCGGGUGGAGCAAGGUGGGCAACCGUGACAAGAGGCUCAGCAACGGGCACGGAGGAGAGUGGGAGGAGCGGGGGAGAGGCCGAGGAAGGGGGAAGUCCGUCGGGCCAUCGUCGUCCUCUGGUUCUCAGGCAGCGGCGCCGGGCUCAGGGGGCCGCACGCUGAAGCAGCACUCCUGGCCCCCGCAGGCCAAUGUAGAGGAGCAGGGCGGGGCCAAAACCAGCAGGAAGUCCGUGGGUGCGGCGGAGGUGGCGUUCGGCCUGACAGAGGAGCAGCGAUUGGCCAAAGAGGAGGAGGAGAGGAACGUGGCGUUGGUGGAGAUCCAGCUCAGAGACGAGCACAGCUUCCCCGCACUGGGCUCUCAGCCGGGGAUGCAGGGAGAGGGAGGGAAGAGGAAAGGAGAGAAGAAGCGAUCUCAGAGGAACAAGACGAAGAGCCCCGUUGAAGAUGUCAGAGCUCCGUCUCCUUCUGCCGGGGACAAACCCACACCCUCCACCCCACCUCUUACAGCAACCUCUACAACCACUACACCUGACACCAUGACCAGCCCCGCCCUUCCUGCUGCUAAACCUUCUGACUCCACCCCCUCGGGGCUGAAUUUUGUCAAGGCCUUGAUGCCAAAUGCGAGCCCCUCUGUCAGUUUGCCACUCACUUCUGUAGCUCCGGCUGCUAAAACAAACACACCUUCCUACGCCUCAGCCACUGCUGCGCCGGGCUCUCCUCCUCCUCCUGCUGCUCCUCCUGCUGCUAAACCUUCUCCAAAAGGCGAAGCACCGCUGCCUCCCUCUGUCCCAUCAUCUGCCUUCUCCUACAGCACCCCCGUUCUCCCCGCAGCUUCACCCACCUCCUCCUCAUCCUCUAAACUCCCCCCUGCAUCUGUUCAUCUUCCUAAGCCAACCACCUCUCCUCCUCCUUCCUCCUCAGUUCCUCCUCCCACUUUCAUCACUCCCAUUGCUUCCCCACCCACAGCUGCACCAGGCUUCCCCGCUACCCGCUCCUCUCCACCUAUCACUUCUCUCCUCCGCUCCCAGACUCCACCCUCCUCCUCCUUAAUUCAUCCUUCAGCUGAAGUCCGGGAGGCUCCACCUGCUCCACCUCCAACCACAAAUUCUUUACCAAAUACUGGAGGCCCUCUGAUGGCAUCUCAGGCUUUCCAAAGUGAAAUUCCUCCACCUGAGGUCCAGACCCAGGUCUCUGUGCCCUCAGCUGAGGAACAAGCAGAGUCUUCUUUACCCCAAAUCCAGACUGAAAGUCAGGCUUCUCUACCACAAAUCAUGGGCCCACCCAUGAUGCUGAGCGAGCCCCAGGAUCAGCCGCAGUCUGGCACAGAGGCGCCUGUCCUGCCUCAGACUGACCUCCAGCCCCACAUUCAGACCUCUUAUCCCACUCCUGUGGCUUCCUACCCCCAGGCCUCCCUUCCCCACCCCCCCGUCCAGGCUCCUCACCCUUCCCAGGUCCCACAUCCCUCCCUUUCUCUCUCUGCCUCCACCAUUGUUCCCCAGACCCAAACCGAAGCCCCACCACAACAGCACCAGUCUGCACCCGAAUCUCAAGCUCCACCUGCCUCCGAGAAGCUAUCCCCACCUCAACCCCCUCAUUCUGCUCCUCCUCAGCCCCUCCCCGGACCCGUCCCCUUGCAGCAGAUGUCCCAGCUCUACCAGGACCUCCUUUAUCCCGGAUUCCCCCAGGGAGAGAGAGGCGAGAUAGCUGCGACUCCAAACCUUUCUUCCAACAAGUCCGGGGACGACCUGCCCACAGACGUCAACAUCUUGAGGUUUUUCUUUAACUUGGGCGUUAAGGCCUACUCCAUGCCCAUAUACCCACCAUACCUGUACCUCGUCCCCCUGCAGCAGGCCCAUGCCAUGCAGCCCAAGCCAUCUUCCCGUUCCCCGUCCCCACAGUGCCUUCCCUCUAACACCCCCAGCAACACCCCCAGCAACACCCCCACCAACCCGCAGGAGGGCUAUCCGCCUCACCAGUACCCUCCCACUGUAGCACCGGUGCCCUCUCAAUAUGACAACCAGGCUGCGCUCGAUGAGCCCCCCGGUCCGGCUGAACCCUCCUUCAACCAGGCCAGGUACCCCAUCACCCAGCCACAACCCCCCAGGAUGCCAUGGCAACAGAUGCCUGCACGAAACCCAAGCUACUCAGUUGGGUAUCUUUCCCCACCUCCACCGUACUCGGGUCCCCUGCCUUCAUCUCAGGGUUACCACCCAAAUCAGGGCGCGGGGGUCCCGGUGUACCCCACAGCCAUGGGUCCGUACAGCCCCUCCUCUCUGGCAUACCAAACUGCAUCCACCCACCAGGAGCUCCAGGUGAGCCAGGGGGCGAUGCAGCAGCACCAGCUUCAGGCAAUCAACGGGGACACGAUGCCUGGCCACGGGAACAUCCACAUCUCCAGUCCUCUGGAGAGCGCCGCUGCGUCUAACAUUCCCACUACCAACAGUAACCGAUCAGUGAUGGUCCCAUCCAAUUAUAGCUUCAAGAGAGAUCCGGGGGAGAGUUUGCCACGAGCAGUGCUCCUGGUGGAUCCGCCACUUAACGACAUGCCCAUAUUAGCAUAGCAUGUUAGCACUAUUUCUUAUCACUCAGACGAAUGGAUUCAAUGAAUGUCGAGCUCAAAGUUUGUUUACGAGGAUUGUGAAUGAUUUAAAAAAGUUACCCACUGUGUUGACAUGAUGAAUGUAUGGGUUUCUUUACUGGUUGUGUUUGAGAUUUUGGGAAAUAUGUUUAUUAGCUUUCUUGCCUGAGGGGAAACGCUUUCAUGUCUGUGGCAGUUUAGCUUAGCUUAGCAUAAAGCAACGGAAAAUCAGCGAAGACUUUGUUUUUUUUAAUGUAGCAAAAUGCUACUCAAUCUAAUGACACUGGCAUAGAACAAUACUCAUUUCAUAAAGAUAUAUAGUAAAAAAGGCAUAAAUUACCAUUGCUAUAUAAAUACAUUUUAGUAACUCUCUUAAAACCAUACUCUCCCCUCUAUUUCUAUUAUCACAGUUUAAUGCUAGCAGCGGGAAAUCAGUUAUGACUGUAAAGUAUAAUUUUCUAUGAUCUAUAAAAAAAAAAACUUGCAUAAAACCAUACUCUCACUUGUACAUAUAGUUAUUUAGCACAACUUAGCAAAGCUUGUUAGCUAGCUUAGCAAAAAAAACCUUGAGGUAUAAAGUAGCAUUUUCCUAUUUCCUAUAUAAAUCAAUCUUUUAGUAACUCUCUUAAAACCAUAUGUUUUGUUUUUUUU